This is a messenger RNA of Phytophthora nicotianae INRA-310, 1578 nucleotides long. RefSeq names its product diphthamide biosynthesis protein 2. NCBI's taxonomy places the organism in Eukaryota, Oomycota, Peronosporomycetes, Peronosporales, Peronosporaceae. The record is from RefSeq and is a predicted model, not a curated record. The coding region runs from base 1 to 1578 and encodes 525 amino acids. The transcript is spliced from 3 exons. Gene Ontology annotation, molecular function: 2-(3-amino-3-carboxypropyl)histidine synthase activity. Gene Ontology annotation, biological process: protein histidyl modification to diphthamide.
AUGGCUGGUCAUUCAAUUGCGAUGACGGUAGCGUUGGCCUUCGAGAGCGACGAUGGCUCGCGUGCCAUCGAGAUGCAGGUGCAGGUGCAGGAGAGCGACGGCGUACGCAACGAGGACUGCGAUCUGCGCGUGUACUACGACAUUGCACGUACCGUAGAUCAGAUCCGACGCGGCGGAUACAAGAAAAUCGCGCUGCAGUUCCCGGACUCGUUACUACCAGACGCGUCGCAAGUACAGCAGGAGCUUAAGGACGGGCUAACCGGCCAAUGGGAGCGUGUGUUUAUAUUGGGUGACACAUCGUAUGGCAGCUGCUGUGUGGACGAAGUGGCGGCGCAGCACCUCGUGGCCGACUGCAUCGUGCACUAUGGACGCACGUGUUUGAGUGCGACGACCAAGAUUCCGGUGAUCUACGUGUUCGGCAACGCCCCAAUUGAAGUGAAUGACUGUGUACAGCAGCUGAGCGAGCGUAUUGCCAGUGUGGAUGUGAUGAAGACGCUGGUAUUGUUGUAUGAACCUCGCUUUCAUCACGCUAGCAGCGCGGUGUUUGAGGGUUUGAAGGAGAAAUUUGCUGAACGGAAGCUGGUGUUUGGAACUAUGAAGACGCUCUACGACCCGACGAAAAAGUUGCAAGAGAUUGAAUCGUCCAAGGCUGACGAGGGCUCCUCGGUGCUUACAAUUGGUGGACAAGAGAUUGUGGUGGACACUGAGAAUGUGGAGAUCACCCCGGAAACGUUCACACUACUGUAUAUUGGAGCUGAGUCGGCGCACCUCACUAGCAUUCUGAUGCGCUACAGCAGUGUGGAAUGCUUCUCGUACAAUCCCGACCUGAUGUCUACCCGCAAGGAGGGAGCGACUGUCAACCGUGCACUAAUGAGACGAUUUUUCCUCGUCCAGCAAGCCAAGGAGGCUCAGAUCUACGGUAUUUUGAUGGGCACGCUUGGCGUCAACAAGUAUCUUGACGUGGUGCAUGGACUUCAGAAGCUGAUCAAGAAGAGUGGACGCAAGUCGUAUUUGUUUGUGGUGGGCAAGGUCAAUGUACCUAAACUCGCAAACUACGCCGAAAUCGACGCCUUCGUGCUCGUGGCAUGUCAACAGAACACUCUCAUGGACAGUAAAGAGUACUAUAAGCCCAUCGUGACGCCGUACGAGCUCCAGCUUGCUCUCUCGCUUUCGGAGGAGUGGGAUGGUCAAUGCAAGACGGACUUUAGUGAGGUGAUUCCAGCUCUAGAUCAGACAGCCCAAAGCGUGGAACAGGCAGCAGUCGAUGGUGAGGAUGAAGCCGAUAAGCCGUUCUUCUCAUUGGUAUCUGGAACGUACAAAACUGCUUCUCACUCGACAGCAGUCGAUCGUGAAGCAACCACAUACGCUCUCACGGCGUCUGGUGAACCAGAUGCAUCGGGUGCAUUGCAGGUCAAAAAUGAGCGAACGGAGUUGACUACUUACCACAGUGAGGCAGCCGAUUAUUUUGCAACGAGAGAGUAUCAAGGCUUGGACCCGCGCAUUGGCAAGACUCCUGCACACGCCGCCGUAGAGGGCAGUACAGGUAUUGCACGGGGAUACACUCACGAAACAGAAUAG